AUGAGACAUAAUGAUUCUCAUAAAUAUUUAGAAUAUUUACGAAUGAAUAAAAAUGUAUUUCAUGAAUUAUUGAAGUUAAUUGAGCCAAGUAUUACAAAACAAGAUGUUGUGAGACCUUCAAUACUAGCGUGUACACGAUUAGAAAUUUGUUUACGAUACCUAGCAUCAGGUGAUUCUAUGCAUUCAAUUUCGUUUGCAUUUCGAGUUGGACUAAAUACAGUAUCAAAGAUAGUAUCAGAAACAUGUCAAGCUAUUUGGAAUUGUUUAAAAAAUAAAGUUUUUUCUGAAAAUAAAGAAAUUGUAUGGAUGCAAAAAGCAAAAGAGUUUGAAGAACAAUGGAAUUUUCCAAACUGCAUUGGUGCCAUUGACGGAAAACAUAUUAUGCUUCAAGCUCCACCACAUAGCGGUUCAACAUAUUACAAUUACAAACAUACUCACAGCAUUGUACUCAUGGCACUUGCAGAUGCCAAUUGUUGCUUUACAAUGGUAGAUAUUGGUGCAGAAGGUAGACGAAAUGACGGAGGAAUCUUUCACGAUAGUGAACUUAAGUAUCAAUUAGAAAAUAAUUAUUUAAAGUUACCGAAAGAAACAUCAAUUUCAGUAAAAGAUUCUAGAUUACCUUAUGUUAUAGUAGCUGAUGAAGCUUUUGCUUUGACUUCAUAUAUGCUGCGUCCAUAUUCUCGAUCUUGUAAUUUAAAUAUUAAAAAAAAAGUAUUUAAUUACCGAUUAAGUCGUGCUCGGAGAGUUAUUGAAUGUGCUUUCGGUAUUUUGACAUCGAAAUGGAGAAUCUUUCGAAGGCCAAUUGCAACAAAACAAAGAACAUACUCGGUAACUUCUCAACAAGAUCCAAAUAGUAAUCAAACAUUAUUUGAAAACAUUGUAGAAAAUGAUACAUUUAAUGGAACUACUGUCAGAGAUUUAUUUGCACAAUACUUUUAUACAACUGGAGCUAUAACACAACAAUGGACAAAGGCUUAUAAAAACGAUUUUUAA
This is a messenger RNA of Mycetomoellerius zeteki, 993 nucleotides long. RefSeq lists its product as uncharacterized. The transcript has 3 exons. The record is from RefSeq and is a predicted model, not a curated record. Lineage: Eukaryota; Metazoa; Arthropoda; Insecta; Hymenoptera; Formicidae. The coding region runs from base 1 to 993 and encodes 330 amino acids.